Molecule: messenger RNA, 671 nt
Organism: Melanaphis sacchari
Lineage: Eukaryota; Metazoa; Arthropoda; Insecta; Hemiptera; Aphididae
Gene: mRpS6
Product: probable 28S ribosomal protein S6, mitochondrial
Exons: 3
Coding region: 135-593 (152 amino acids)
Biological process (GO): translation
Cellular component (GO): mitochondrial small ribosomal subunit; ribosome
Molecular function (GO): structural constituent of ribosome; small ribosomal subunit rRNA binding
Source: RefSeq, a predicted model, not a curated record
CUUCAUUUCAUAAAUCUCUUCAGUUCUUCACUCUUCGGUCUUCGCAGUUUCAUAGCUCACGUGCUCGACUUAUCGAAGAAUUGUUACUAUUUUUUUUAUAUUUAAUUGCACACUGUCGAAUUGUAUUCAUAAUAAUGCCCAGCUACGAGUUAUGUUUGCUGUUUAAAGUCUUGCCAAGGCCUGAAAUAACACAAUGCCUAAAACGAACAGCCAGUAAAAUUUUUGAAUUUGGUGGAUUUAUACGGCGUAUAGACAACCUAGGAACGACAGAUACUCCUUGGAAAAUAAUUUCACAUGAUGCAAUACAUAAACAGGCUAGCUAUUUUAUUGUUGAGUUUGACGCACCUAGUUCAGCUUUGAGUCCAUUCAAUAACUAUUUAUCAAGAGACAUUGAUAUAAUAAAACGAACAAUAUUUAAAGUUCCUGAAAAUACACCUCAACCAGCUUGCACACUACAUGAAGAACUCAAACCACCAGCAUACAGGUCUGAGGUUAAAGAGAUGAUUGCAAUUGGCAAGCGUAAACGUGAAAAAGAAGCAAGAAAGAAAGUACAAUUUAACACUGGUUUGGAUUACAUGCCGUUUCAAAGAUAAAUUCAUGUUAAUUGUUAAUUUAAUUAAUAUUGUAAAUAUAUAGAGGUAUUUUUUAGUAGUUAUAUUAAUAAUAUUAAA